AUGGCUCUUCCCGCUACCCAACAGGAAACGACCCCACAAGGGUCACCACACUAUGGAGACAACAACUUCCCUCCUCUAUCACCUAACAUACAUCCAUCAACCCAACCAAACGCCCCCACACAUGCUUUACCUACUACCACUCCCAUCACCUUUGCCUCCUUGGUCGACCCUGAAAAACAACGCUCCCUCACGCGCAUAGAACGCGUACUUGGUUCAGAUGACCCAUAUGCCAUUCCUACGGAAUGUCGGUUCGGUACUUCCCCCCACUCUGUUUUUUACGACCUGCCCCAAUCUGAUGACUCGUUCAUGGCCGCCUUCUGGACAGCAAUUCACGCCGCUUUCUCUGAGGAGGAAGCUUUUGCUGAAGUUACCUCUGUGCGCAACAACACACACAUCGUCGAACUUUACCUUGAAUCUGACACCCUUUGCAAUCGUGCAUGUGCCGAACCCAUUGUCGUCCAAGACUCCGUUAUUCUCGCCCACCGUGCCAUUUCGUCUUCUGUUAUGAUGAUGAAACUCAACAUCACCGGUCUUCCUCGCCUCUCCCGCCCCUGCCUUAACGAACUUAUCCGUUCUUCCCUCUACUCUUUCGGCAUCAUCAAGGAGGUCGUUAUUUACCUGGAGAACAGGUUCUUUACUGGAUCUGGCUACGUGUACCUGGAACGCCCACCUAACCAGGAUCGUGUUUACUCUCCCCUGGUUCACAAGAUUCCCUGCGAAGGUUAUGGUCAUGUUUUCGGCACUUGGGCCAAGAUGGGUCCCCAUUGCAGAUACUGUAAGGCCAUGGGCCACGUUCUGGCUGACUGCCCCACCCGCCCAAUCGAAUCUCGCACUUGUCACGCCUGUCAAGCCGUCGGCCACCUUCAGGCAACCUGUCCCCGUAUCAACAACCCUCAUCCCAACAACAACACCAGUAACAAACGCAUCCGUAAACAGCCCCGUCGUGAAUCCCAGUCCACCCCCGCCCGUACACAAACUCUUCCCCCUGUCCUUCCCGCACUACCCAAGCGAAAGAAAAAGUCCGCUCCUCGUACACCGCCUGCUAAUCAGUUUGACAUCUUGGGCAAGUCUGCGGCCGAGAUUGAGGCCGAACUUGCACAGCUAUCCACUCAUGACCCUUACCGACGAGUCCUCCGCGCAGCAUUGAAAAACAUUACCGACGAAUCAAACCGUGACAUUCCAUACCAAGAAUAUGAUCCUAACAAGGACGACUUGGCUAUGGAUACUCAAGACAGCGAAAACGGUGCUGAAUCCGAAUCCUCUAGCGACAGUGAUAAUGCUGACAACGACCAACAUGGCUCACUUAUGACAGGUAUUGUCGUUCACCAAAAUAUUAACCCCCCUCAAUGA
Phycomyces blakesleeanus NRRL 1555(-) is the source of this 1350-nucleotide messenger RNA. Its product is annotated as CCHC-type zinc finger transcription factor. The record is from RefSeq and is a predicted model, not a curated record. NCBI's taxonomy places the organism in Eukaryota, Fungi, Mucoromycota, Mucoromycetes, Mucorales, Phycomycetaceae. Bases 1 to 1350 code for a protein of 449 amino acids. Gene Ontology annotation, molecular function: nucleic acid binding; zinc ion binding. The transcript has a single exon.